AUAUAUAUGUUAUAUCUGUUUUUUUACAUGAAUAUAAGAGGAUCUCAAAUUUUCAUGGUUAUUUGUAAAUACUAAAUAUUGUGAUAAUUUUUUUUUUACUCUUGUAGUACUUGUAAGUUGUAGUGCUUUGUAGUUUUGUACAGUUUAACUGAAGACCACUGAACCAUUGAGUAUUCGGAAUUUCGGAAGUAUUUCAAUGUGUCAUAUAAUACCAUAGUUAUAUUUUAUAUCGGUAUGAAAGAGAAAGCGAUUUUGGUUAAACAAAACCCAAUACUAAAAGUAGUCAUUUUGGGAAAUAGUAAUGUUGGAAAAUCAUGUCUAAUGAACAGGUUUGUAAGUAAUAGUUUUAGUGACCAUACACUUCAUACAUUAGGCGUAGAAUUUCUUCAAAAGGACCUUGACGUCAAUGGAAUCAUGUAUACGUUGCAGAUCUGGGAUACUGCUGGACAAGAAAGAUUUCGUACAUUACGAACACCUUUUUAUAGAGGAACUGACAUUUGUUUGCUAACGUUUGCUGUUGAUGAUGACCAAAGCUUUAAAACUAUAGAUUCGUGGAAAAAAGAAUUCUUACAAUAUUCCAGGACAACUGAUAGGAAUUUUCCGUUUAUUGUUGUUGCUACAAAGGUAGACCUACAAGACCGAGUAGUUUCUAAAGAUGAAGCAGACAAAUGGUGUUCAGAAUAUCUGAGUGCUCCUUAUGUUGAAACUAGUUCUAAAACAGAUAUGAAUAUAGAGACUGCAUUUACUUUAGCUGUUGAAGUUUGGGCUUCAACAGAAAGGCCCUCCGAGUUAAAAAUAUCACAUACAAAUUUAGUUAAAUUAUCUAGACCAAUUAAUGGUAGCGCUGCUUGUCCUACAGCAGAAAUUGUAUCACCUAAGUGUUGUUAAAAUCAUCUGAUGCAAUAACUUAGUGUGUUUUAGUAUACAAUUUUUGUAACAACGAUAUAGCAAUAAAUUAGAAAUAUGUAUUACAUAUCAUUUAUUUUUUAUAAAGUUAAUUUUUGAGGUAAAUCCAAAAUAAAAUGUUAAAACUAUCAAUAUUCAUCCUAUUAUUGUAUGUAAAUUUUAGUGGUAGCAAAUUUGUAUUACUUUGUAUUUACCUUUAAUUAAUUGUAUUAUUGUUAUUUUAUACGAUAGGCUAUGUACUUUAAUUGUAUUAUUAAAUAGUACUUAGAAUUAUUAUAUAUUAAUACUUCUUAUUUAAUUAAUUAACUAUAAUGAUUAAUAAUUGUUGAUUUUUUCAAAAUAUUAUUAUUAAGCAAUCUGUUAAUAUUAAUUUAUAAUGAUUCUAAAUUAGAGAUUAUAAAUAUGAUAUAAAAAAUUCAUUGUAUAAUAAAAAUUUCAAAAUUUCAAAAUCAUAUUGUAUUAGGUACUAUUAAUAAAUUUAAAAAAAAAAACAUUUAUCAUAUAAGACAUUCCACUAAUUUAUUUUUAUAAAAUUUUGACUGAAGAAAAUUUAAAAUUAUAAUAAUAUUAUGAUUAGGAUAGUUUAAGCUGUUUUCCAAAGAUUGAUAUACUUGGCAAGUACAACAAUAACCAAAUAGGAAAGUAGUUUGUGUAUACUGUUUUGUUUGAUAAAUAUAUAAGUAUAUCAGCUGUUCCUUUAACUUGUGUCACAUUUUUGUCAAUCGUCGGUAAGGACACCAGUGACUAAUAAUUAUUAUAAAGUAAUAUUACCACUACUAAAUAUUAGUCAAGUACAUCAGUCACGGGAAUGCAGUUUUAUAUUUAUUUAUUAUUUUAAGUAAAUAAUUAUUAAUGUAUAGUAUUGUAUUUUUUUUAAAUAUUAAGUUUCUCUAUUUUUUAUAUUAUACAAAUAUUUUUUAUAUUUCAAAAAUGUUGUUUAGUUAAUUACUAAUUAUUAAAAAAAAAAAAAAAAACAACAAUAUUUAUAUAUAUUUUUACUUUCACUACCUGAAUACUUACUUAUUAUAUUAAUUUUAAUCGGUGUUUCUGAAUUCCAUGCCAAAAUCAUUAUCAAAGUUGAGUUGCAUGCGUAGUUUUUUCACGACUGAGCCUAGUUGAGUACCAGAUUAAUAGACUGAAUAACUAAGUUAGUUCGGACAUAUUUCAAAAAAUUGAAAAUGCAAUAUAAAUUCAAUAAAAAAUGUAUUAUAUUAGUAUACUACACAUAACAAUACACAUAUUAUAUAAAAACAAAUAUAUUAUUUUGUUCAAAUUAUAAUGAGUUAUAGGAACCUAUUUGUAUAGGUAAGAUAUUUUUUUUUAUAUUUUAAAUAGAUGUUGUUAAAUUAUUUAAACGUUAAUAAUAUAACGAAUAAACGUAUUUUAAAUUUUCAUCAAA
Rhopalosiphum padi (bird cherry-oat aphid) is the source of this 2305-nucleotide messenger RNA. RefSeq names its product ras-related protein Rab-9B-like. The record is from RefSeq and is a predicted model, not a curated record. Lineage: Eukaryota; Metazoa; Arthropoda; Insecta; Hemiptera; Aphididae. The transcript is spliced from 4 exons. Gene Ontology annotation, cellular component: phagocytic vesicle; lysosome; late endosome. Gene Ontology annotation, molecular function: GTP binding; GTPase activity. Bases 235 to 888 code for a protein of 217 amino acids. Gene Ontology annotation, biological process: retrograde transport, endosome to Golgi.